Molecule: messenger RNA, 4868 nt
Organism: Zeugodacus cucurbitae (melon fly)
Lineage: Eukaryota; Metazoa; Arthropoda; Insecta; Diptera; Tephritidae
Exons: 9
Coding region: 533-3190 (885 amino acids)
Source: RefSeq, a predicted model, not a curated record
AAACACUCACAAUCUCGUAUAUCAGCGCAUAUUUGUGUUGCAUAUUCACACAGGAGUCAAGCGUUUAUACGAGACUCGUAGUAUAUCACAUGGAUAAUCAUUACAAUCGCUUAUAAAAAAAAGAUAAAAGUCAUUAAAGUGCUCAAGCCGACACAAACACUCGCACAUACAGGCAUACAUACGCUAUGUAUAUAUAUAUAUAUGUAAAUGAAGUGAAGUGAAAUGAAAAGAAAUAAAAAGUGUUAAGUGCCGCAGUGCUAUUGAAGAGCUGAAGUGUUGAAGUGUUGAGUGUCAAUUUGUCAAGCUUUCAAGUAGCAAUUAAAUGAAACUUAAUACCAGUGAUCGUCAAAGUGGAAAGUGAAAUUUGAAUAAAAAGUAUACAAACAAAUAAGCAGACUUAAGAAAGCUCUACAUACAGGCAUAUCUAACGGCGUCAAUAAAUACCAUAACAGCGUUGGCACUAUACAAAAUCAGUAAAGAAAAAACAACAACAACUACAUUUAUAACAAAAUAGACAAUUGCAAGCGGCAACAUGUUUUUGCGACGUUGCACAGUUUACCUCAUCGUUUUGCUGCUUGUGGCAAGCACCGCAUCAGCGGCACGCAAAACCAAACGUCCGGUUAAGCCGGCAAAAACAUAUCCCCGCAACAAUAUGACACCAGCACCACCAGCUGCCGUACCCGCCGCUGCCGCCGCGGCUGUAGCCGGUGCCAGCGCAGGCGCCGUCGCUGCUGCUAGCGUUGCCGCUGCUGCCGUCACCACACCAGCUGUCGGCAGUAGCACAACGCAUGCGCCUAGCAUUAGCCUGGCAGCAAGUAGCACCACCGCAACACCAACACAAAUUGGCAGUGGCAAUUAUGCCGGCAGCGCUGCUGACGAAGAGAGCACCGGAAGUGAUGGCUUUGUGGCUGGCAAUGAGCUGCCUAAACCGAUGACACCAUUGUCAGAGGCCAGCACCGGCAGCACCGGCGCUGCAGCGGCAUCCGCUUCGGCUGAGAGCAAAACCGAUGGCCCCGCGGCCACUUUAUCACCCAUCGAAGAAGACUGCGAUCCGGAUAUGAUUGGAUUCGAGAUUAUCACUGGUUAUGUUCUCUCGGCGCCAACUAAAUUGCUUGACACGCUGCCCGGAAUACUGAUGCUGACUGAUUGCUUAGAGGCAUGCCAGGCGAACGAAUCAUGCAGUGCAGUUAAUUACGAGACCGGUCUAUGUGUAUUAUUUAGAACCACCGCUGAUGUAUUGCCAGGUUCACUUUCGCGUUCACAGUUUCCAGUUUUCACCAUCUACGCACAGAAAUCCUGUUUGGGCGUGCGUCCUUGCUCGAAGGCCUGGUGCAUCGAUCGCGUUCAAGGUUACCGUCUAGUGGAGCAUGUCAAAUCUAGCCAGACUGUCUACUCGCGCCGUGACUGCUUGGAAUUGUGCUUGGGCGAAACUGAAUUCACUUGCAGAUCUGCUAACUUCUACCGUCACUCUGGCUUGUGCGAGCUCUCCGAUAUGGAUCGUAUCACUUUGACUGGUGCUAACAAUGUGGAACCCUACGAUGGUGCUGAUUACUUGGAGAACAAUUGCGCUGAGGAACCCAGCAAAUUGUGCGAAUUCAAACGUAUCUCUGGCAAGAUUUUGAAAACUGUCGACUCUGUGUACCAAGAUAUCAACAGCAUUGAUGAGUGCCGUGACUUGUGCUUGAACUCACCCUACAGAUGCCACUCAUACGACUACAAUGACACCGGCGAUAUGGUCUGCCGUCUUUCGCAUCACAGCCGUGCCACACUCACUGAUGUACUUGACCCCUAUCUAGAUGUGCCAGAGGCUGCCACCUAUGAACUCUCCUCCUGCUACAAUGUCUCCAUUGAAUGCCGCUCCGGCGAAAUGAUCACCAAAAUACGCACCUCAAAACUGUUCGAUGGCAAAGUCUACGCUAAGGGUUCACCAAAAUCUUGCUCUGUCAAUGUGAACAACUCACUCGAAUUCGACUUCCGCAUGGGCUACAAUGAUCUCGAAUGCAAUGUGCGUCAGAGCGCAUAUGGCCGUUACAUGAACGAUAUUGUCAUACAACACCACGAUAUGAUUGUGACCUCCUCCGAUUUGGGUUUGGCUGUCUCCUGUCAAUAUGAUCUGACCAACAAGACUGUUUCAAACGAUGUUGAUUUGGGUGUCACUGGCGAAAUUGAAUCAUCACUGAGCGAAGAAAUCAUUAUCGACUCACCGAAUGUCAUCAUGAAGAUCACCUCACGCGAUGGCAGCGACAUGAAACGCAUUGCUGAAGUUGGUGAUCCGUUGGCCCUCCGCUUCGAAAUCGUCGAACAGAACAGUCCCUAUGAGAUUUUCGUGCGCGAAUUGGUCGCUAUGGAUGGUACAGACAAUGCUGAGAUUACACUGAUCGAUGCCAACGGUUGCCCCACCGAUCAAUACAUCAUGGGCGCCAUACAGAAAAUGUCACACAACCGCAAGGUGCUCGUUUCGCAAUUCGAUGCUUUCAAAUUCCCCUCGUCCGAAGUGGUGCAAUUCCGUGCGCUCGUCACACCCUGUAUUCCACGCUGUGAGCCAGUGAUCUGUGACAAUGAGGAUGCUGUUAUGGGCGGUGCUGAUGCUAAAUCGCUGGUGUCGUACGGACGCAGAAGACGCUCGGUGGCUAAUGGAACUGAUGGCGCUGAAUUCUUGUUGAGCACAAUUGCGCAUGCGCAACGUGAGAAACGCGAUGUGAGCGGUAACAGCAAAAACAACAACAAUGUUAGUGACAACAAAAAGCCCGCCGCCGACGACAACAUCUUGCUGGUGCAAUCCAUUCAAAUCACCGAUAAAUUUGGCUUCAAUCAAGAGGAUGCCGACGCGUUGGGCGCCGAUCACAAGCUGUACGCCGGCAUUGGCGACGAUGCGCUCACCUGUCUCAACGGUUAUGGUCUCAUUGUGGCCGGUGCACUGUUCCUACUCGCUCAAUUCACCAUCUACAUCAUCUGGAAGACUGUGCAGAAGCGCUCGAAGAAGGAACGUUACCUUUACCAACACGACUCAGCAGCGGCCGCUGCCGUCGCCGCCAACUAUGGCGCACCCACAAUGGUCUACGGUCAAGCGGCUGGCUCACACUGCGGCGGCGUCACUGUUGCCUCGCAUUCGGGCGCCAGCAAUGCCAGCGAUACGCUGGGCAAGCUCUACGACAGCGGCAUGACGGGACGUUAUGGACAGCAAUAUUGAAGGCAAUGACGAUUUGGAACGGCGGGUGGGAGACACUGAAAGUAUUCCACACACAAUUAAACUAUGCAUAGCUCUAUACACUGAAAACAAGAAAUUAAGAAAAUACAGCAACAAAAUACUGGACAUACAUACACAGACAUGCACACGAACACACACACACAUAUAUGGCAUUAUAUAAAGCAAAAAUACACACACACGCACACACAAAUAUAUAUAUGUAGAAGCAUAUAUAUACUAUAUAUAUGCAAAAUCACAAGAUGUUCGAGGCUUAGGCGUUAGUUGUCCUUAUUUAUAUUAUAGGCUUCACUUUUUUUACUUUUUUAUACGUAACGAAAUUAAUGGCAAGCAAACUAGCAAACUUGCGAAAAAAAUAUUUUUUAUAUCUAAAACAUACUUAGUAGCAUAUUAAUAGUUGUAAGUAAAAGUAGUUUUAUAUUUAAACUCAAGACUUUUUCAACUUCCGAGCGUGUGUGGGUUACAGUUAAAAAUGCAGAAAGUCAAAAGUUGAGAAUUUUGAUUUUUUUAAUUCACUUUUUUUGUACCCUAAACUACGCAUAACUAUCCAAACUAGUAACUAAACUAAUUGCAAUGGAAAAUCUUGCUUAGCUUUUAGUAAAAAAAUAUAUAAAUUAAUUAAAUUUAAUUUAAGUUAAAUAUAGUUAAGACGGGUGAGAAUUAGACGCAAGUAGUGAAAUGCCAGCGUAUGCGCGCUUCUAACGGUGAUUUCCGACGGCCGUAAGCGCAUGAACCGAUCAACAAUAACUAACGAAUGACUAUUGAGAACUGCAUGAACCGCUAGACUGAAGACUAAACACACACAAACGUACACAUACAAACAUAACAUUACAUACAAAUAUACGAGGAAGGUUAGUUACGUUGGUCAACGUUUUGAGCUGAAAUCGCUGUUUAGGACUGCGCAUUGUGAGCAAAACAAAGGCGGAAAAAAUUAUUUAUAAAGCAUUUGAUGUUAACAAGAAGCAUAUAAAAUAAAAGAGAAUACAAAUAAUUUUGUUUUUUUUUAGUAAAAUAUUAUUAGUGGCUAAUAAAAAAUGAAGCAGAAAGAAUUAGACAUAAAAAAAUGCAAGCAACAACAACAACGAAACACACACUACACCGUUAGUUCGUAGGCCUACAGCUUUCCAUAUUUAUUGCACAUUUGCGUUUACAAAACAACAACAAUAACAUAUUUUAUGAGCGCACAACAACAACAAUAAAAACACACACCCACAUACAUACAGACACUGUUAAAUGUAAAGCUCAGGCGGAAAGUAUUUUAAAGCGAAAAAAAAUAAAAUGAAAUAGAAAAAAUGCGCGAAUUUCCUAAGUAAUUUUGUAUCAAAAUACCUAGGCGAUUUUCCAGCAUAAAAACAACAAAAAAAAAACAAUAAUUUUUUACAACAAUUUUUCAAGCAAACCAUAAACCUCUGAACAAAGAAUGUCUGUGCGCUCACUAGAAAAAAAACUAAAAAAAAAAAACAACAAUAAAAAUAUUUAACUUAUUUAUUUAAUUUAUUAACUUAUUUAUGCUAUUUAUUGUAAUUUAACUAUAUUUUACUUUCUUCUUCAUAAGAAACUCUUAACAAGCAAAAAACUUUGUAAACCGGUGCUUUUCGGUUAGCUGUACUUUACUGGAUAUAUGCUUAAUAUUAUUAUUUAUAGUAGAAUUUACUAAACAAAA